This is a messenger RNA of Balaenoptera musculus (blue whale), 2838 nucleotides long. It is a transcript of the gene WDPCP, whose product is annotated as WD repeat containing planar cell polarity effector. Gene Ontology annotation, molecular function: protein binding. The transcript is spliced from 19 exons. The record is from RefSeq and is a predicted model, not a curated record. Lineage: Eukaryota; Metazoa; Chordata; Mammalia; Artiodactyla; Balaenopteridae. Gene Ontology annotation, cellular component: axonemal basal plate. Gene Ontology annotation, biological process: cilium organization; establishment of protein localization; nervous system development. Bases 1 to 2520 code for a protein of 839 amino acids.
AUGCAUUUCCUUCGAGUGUUGAACUACACUUCCCGAGGUCAGAGGUUCUUCUCACGCCCUGCUCCUUGCGCUCUUCGCCGAUUGCAAAGUAGUCCCCGAGGGCGGGCCGCUGUGAUUGGAGGACGGCGACGAGCGGAGAAUUUGGGCUCAGGAGGAAAGGAGCUGCCGGAUGGCGCCCAGCAAUUGGCGAGAGGGGAGGCGCGUGUAACUCGAGGGUGGAGAGACAGAGCCCUUAGCUCCAGCGCUCUCCCGUGCGCUGCUAAGACUUUAUCCUCCCCUCAAGGGGACGCCCCCUCAGAGGUGGCCGGGGGCCGCACAUCUUCCCCACUCCGGAGGCAGGACAGAGAUUCCUUCUGCCAUCAGAUGUCUUUCUGCUUGACUGAACUGCACCUGUGGUCUUUGAAGAAUACCUUACACAUUGGGGAUAGAGACAUCGGGAUCUACCAGUAUUAUGACAAGAAAGAGCUACCAGCAACAGAGCAUGGUAACUUAGAAGAAAAGCAGAAGCUGGCAGAAUCACGAGAUUUUCCAUGGACGCUCAAAAACAGACGCCCAGAAAAACUUCGAGACUCACUCAAGGAGUUGGAGGAGCUGAUGCAAAAUAGUCAGUGUGUGCUGAGCAAAUGGAAGAACAAAUAUGUCUGUCAGCUUCUCUUUGGUUCAGGUGUGCUGGUGUCCUUAAGCCUUUCCGGGCCGCAGCUGGAGAAAGUGGUGAUUGACAGAAGCCUGGUGGGGAAGCUCAUCUCAGACACCAUCAGUGAUGCUCUUCUCACAGACAGCUUUAUCAUCUUAUCAUUUUUGGCACAAAACAAACUAUGUUUUAUUCAGUUUACCAAGAAGAUGGGUUCUCCUGAUACAAACAAAAGACUGGAAAAGCUCUCAGCCUUGGAUUAUAAGAUUUCCUAUUAUGAAAUCCCUGGCCCAGUAAACAGGACAACACAGCGUCGUCUAGCUAUCAAUUGUGUUCAAGAUAUAGUUGUUUGCUGGUGGCCACUGGUCAGUGAUGAUGCUUGGCCUUGGGCCCCCAUUUCUUCUGAGAAAGACAGAGCCAAUCUGCUGCUCCUGGGUUAUGCUCAAGGAAGACUGGAGGUUCUGAGUUCUGUACGCACGGAAUGGGAUCCACUGGAUGUUCGCUUUGGCACCAAACAGCCUUAUCAGGUGUUGACAGUGGAGUGCUCCAUCAGUGUAGACAAAGAGCCCAUGGCUGACAGUUGCAUCUAUGAAUGUGUUCGGCACAAAAUCCAGUGUGUAUCAGUCACCAGAAUACCACUAAGAUCGAAGGCCAUUAGCUGUUGCAGGAAUGUUACUGAAGACAAACUGAUUCUGGGCUGUGAAGAUUCUUCAGUAAUUCUUUAUGAAACUCACCGUAGAGUGACUGUCUUAGCUCAGGCUGAACUUCUGCCUUCAUUAAUAAGCUGCCACCCAAGUGGUGCCAUUCUGCUAAUUGGCAGUAACCAAGGGGAGCUGCAAAUUUUUGAUAUGGCUCUUUCUCCUAUUAACAUCCAGCUUUUGGCUGAAGACCGCUCACCUAGGGAGACUCUACAAUUCAAAAAAUUCUUUGAUGUUUCUAGCAGUCUUGUUCAAAUGCAGUGGAUAGCUCCGCAGGUUGUUUCUAAGAAGCCUGAAAGUGGGGACAUCUAUGAUCUCCUCUUCCUCAAGUUUGACAGAGGACCUUUGGGUGUACUUCUGUUUAAACUUGGUAUCUUCACACAAGGACAGCUGGGCCUGGUAGACAUCAUCUUCCAGUACAUUCACUGUGAUGAGAUCUGUGAGGCAAUAAACAUCCUGAGUAGUAUGAACUGGGACACUCUGGGCUACCAGUGCUUUAUCAGCAUGACUGCCAUCGUAAACCAUCUUCUUAGACAAAAGCUCACUCCAGAGAGAGAAGCACAGCUUGAGGCAAGCCUUGGAACCUUCUAUGCUCCAACAAGACCACUCCUGGAUACAACUAUAUUGGAAUACAGAGACCAAAUCAGCAAAUAUGCAAGGAGAUUCUUCCACCACUUACUCAGGUACCAGAGAUUUGAAAAGGCAUUUCUGUUAGCUGUUGACAUUGGUGCUCGUGACCUGUUUAUGGACAUCCAUUACCUUGCACUAGAUAAGGGCGAAUUGGCACUAGCUGAAGUGGCAAGAAAGAGAGCCAGUGACAUUGAUGCAGAAUCAAUAACCUCUGGAGUUGAACUCCUGGGGCCUUUGGACAGAGGGGAUAUGCUAAAUGAAGCUUUUGUUGGCCUAUCUUUAGCACCUCAAGGAGAAGACAUAUUUCCAGAUAACCUCCCUCCCUUUUGUUCAAUCCACAGACAUAUUAUUCAACAAAGAACACUGAAUGUCUCUGCUGACACACAAGUAUUUGACAGAAGGAAUGAACUUGAAAAAGACAUCUGUGCUGGAUCUUUGAUGGCUAAGACCUGUAAUGAAGAAGGUAAUGGUAUCCAAGAAGGAGAAAUGAGAGAAGAUGGCAUAGGACAGGAAAUCGGAGAUGGUGGUUCUCUCAGAAUGGUUCACUUCGGUUUGGUAUAAAUAAGGAACUUGGUUUUUAUUUUUAAAAAACCCACAUUUUUCACAUCUAAACUUUUUCAUGGCCUGAUAUAGAUUAAAAUCUCCCUAAUAUGAAUUAAAAAGAGGAGAGAUAAUAUGAAUUAGUUAAAACAUUUAAAUUCAGAGUAUUUUCAAAGUAAAGUUUUAUUAGUUUCAAAAACAUGCAGCAUAACAGCAAAGUCAUCUUAAGUAAAAGUUUUUAACUUACUUAUUUUCAAUAAUGUAAAAUUUCUGAAGUUCCUUAAAUUGUACAUUAUUAGGUGCUUCAAAAGUAGGAUAUUUAAACUUGGUUCUCCCAAG